GGGUGGGUAUAAAACGCUGAGCGCCGCUUUAAUCUGCAGCAGAACCGGAUCCGCUCCAGACCAGAUCACACCCGAGACCCGAACCAGGUCAGCAGCCGGCCGUCGUCAUGCCUUUCGGAAACACCCACAACAAGCUGAAGAUGAACUACUCGUCGGAGCAGGAGUACCCCGACCUCAGCCAGCACAACAACCACAUGGCCAAGGUGCUCACGCCCGAACUGUACGAGAGCCUGAGGGAUAAGGAGACGCCCAGCGGGUUCACCCUGGACGACGUGAUCCAGACCGGCGUGGACAACCCAGGUCACCCGUUCAUCAUGACGGUGGGCUGCGUCGCCGGAGACGAGGAGACAUACGAGGUGUUCAAAGACCUGCUGGACCCGGUGAUCGAAGACCGCCACGGAGGAUACAAACCGUCAGACAAACACAAGACAGACCUGAACGCUGACAACCUGCAGGGCGGGGAUGAUCUGGAUCCAAACUACGUUCUGAGUUCUCGGGUCCGGACCGGACGGAGCAUCCGCGGCUUCUGUCUGCCGCCGCACUGCAGCCGCGGAGAACGCCGCGCCAUCGAGAACCUCUCCGUGGAAAGUCUGGACGUCCUGGACGGGGACCUGAAGGGGAAGUACUACGCCCUGAAGAACAUGACGGAGGAGGAGCAGCAGCAGCUGAUCGAUGACCACUUCCUGUUUGACAAGCCCGUCUCCCCGCUGCUGCUGGCGUCCGGCAUGGCGCGCGACUGGCCCGACGGCCGCGGCAUCUGGCACAACGACAACAAGACGUUCCUGGUGUGGGUGAACGAGGAGGACCACCUGCGUGUCAUCAGCAUGCAGAAGGGCGGGAACAUGAAGGAGGUGUUCAACCGCUUCUGCACCGGCCUCACCCAGAUCGAGGGCCUGUUCAAGGAGCGGGGACACGAGUUCAUGUGGAACGAACACCUGGGCUACGUCCUCACCUGUCCAUCCAACCUGGGGACGGGCCUGAGGGCCGGGGUCCACGUCAAACUACCCAACGUCAGCAAGCACGACAAGUUCGGAGACAUCCUGAAGAGACUGAGGCUGCAGAAGAGAGGCACAGGCGGCGUGGACACGGCGGCGGUGGGCGGAGUCUUUGACAUCUCCAACGCCGACCGUCUGGGCUUCUCGGAGGUGGAGCUGGUCCAGAUGGUGGUGGACGGCGUGGCGCUGCUGGUGGACAUGGAGAAACGUCUGGAGAACGGGGACGCCAUCGACGACCUCGUCCCCGACCAGAAGUAGUGACCUCUGACCUCACACCCCUCACCCCCCCUCACUCCUCACUGUAACCAAUCAGAAGCCGUCCUGACCGCGGGACGUUUAGAGUCUCCGUUAGUCUCAGAGUCCCCACAGGACAACGAUUAUUAUUACACCGAUUAUAAGUCCCUGAAACACCUAAUAAAGGCUGUUGGUCCCCCAAA
Centropristis striata (black sea bass) is the source of this 1432-nucleotide messenger RNA. RefSeq names its product creatine kinase, brain b (gene ckbb). NCBI's taxonomy places the organism in Eukaryota, Metazoa, Chordata, Actinopteri, Perciformes, Serranidae. The transcript is spliced from 8 exons. The coding region runs from base 108 to 1253 and encodes 381 amino acids. Gene Ontology annotation, molecular function: creatine kinase activity. The record is from RefSeq and is a predicted model, not a curated record. Gene Ontology annotation, biological process: phosphocreatine biosynthetic process.